AUGUUGCGGCAGGUCUUGCACAGGGGGCUGAGAACGUCUUUCGCCAGACUCGGCCACUUCGUUGCCAGCCACCCGGUCUUCUUCGCCUCUGCGCCCGUGCUCAUCUCCAUCUUGCUGGGGGCCAGUUUCAGCAAGUACCAGAUCGAGGAGAGCGUGGAACACCUGCUGGCCCCCAAACACAGCCUGGCCAAGAUCGAGAGGAACCUGGUCAAUAGCCUCUUCCCGGUGAACCGGUCCAAGCACCGGCUGUAUUCCGACCUGCAAACCCCAGGGAGAUACGGCAGAGUCAUCAUCACAUCCUUUAUCAAGGCGAACAUGCUGGACCAACAUCACACGGAUCUGAUCUUAAAGUUGCAUUCUGCUGUGACCAGGAUCCAAGUACAAAGACCUGGUUUCAAUUACACAUUUGCUCAUAUCUGCAUCCUAAAUAAUGACAAGUCCUGCAUAGUGGAUGAUAUUGUACAUAUCCUGAAGGAACUGAAGGCUGCUCGCUUGUCUAAUCAAACUAAUUUUGCUAUCACAUAUCCAAUCACACACUUAAAGGAUGGCAGGGAAGUAUACAAUGGGCAUCAGCUUGGUGGAGUCACUGUGCACAGCAAAGAUCGGGUAAAGUCUGCUGAAGCUAUUCAGCUUACCUAUUACUUGCAGGCAAUCAAUUCCUUAAAUGACAUUGUAGCAGAAAAGUGGGAAUCCAACUUCUGUGACACAGUAGAACUUUUCCAGAAAUCCAACCGGAAUGUCACAAUGUAUCCUUUCACUUCAUCAUCCCUUCAAAAAGACUUCCAGAAGACAAGUAGGAUAUCAGAACAUUACCUAACCACAAGCCUGGUCCUUGUGGUGACCUUGGCAAUGCUCUGUUGUUCAAUGCAAGACUGUGUCCGCAGCAAACCUUGGCUUGGCCUCCUUGGCUUGUUAACUGUGACUCUGGCCACUCUCACUGCAGCUGGAAUCAUUAAUCUGACUGGUGGGAAAUAUAAUUCUACCUUCCUGGGAAUUCCCUUCAUCGUGUUAGGGCACGGAUUAUAUGGAACUUUUGAAAUGUUAUCCUCUUGGAGGAAAACUAGAGAAGACCAACAUGUAAAAGAGAGAACUGCAGCUGUGUUCGCAGACUCCAUGCUCUCCUUUUCUCUCACCACUGCCAUGUAUCUGGUGACUUUUGGAAUUGGUGCAAGCCCUUUCACCAACAUUGAAGCAGCCAGGAUCUUCUGCUGCAAUUCUUGUAUUGCAAUUUUCUUCAACUACCUCUAUAUACUCUCCUUUUAUGGUUCCAGCCUUGUGUUUACUGGCUACAUAGAAAACAACUACCAGCAUAGUAUCUUCUGCCGAAAGGUACCAAAACCAGAGGCAUUGCAAGAGAAGCCUGCUUGGUAUAGGUUUCUUCUGACAGCCAAAUUUAGUGAGGAUACAGCAGAACCAGAGGAAACAAACAGUUACGAAAGCCACCUUUUGGUGUAUUUCCUCAAGCGUUAUUACUGUGACUGGAUAACAAACACGUAUGUCAAGCCUUUUGUAGUUCUCUUUUACCUUAUUUAUAUUUCCUUUGCCUUAAUGGGCUACUUGCAGGUCAGCGAAGAAUCAGAUCUCAGUAACAUUGUAGCAACUGCGACACAAACCAUGGAGUACACUGCUGCUCAGCAGAAGUACUUCAGCAAUUACAGCCCUGUCAUUGGGUUUUAUAUUUAUGAAUCAAUAGAAUAUUGGAACGUGACCGUUCAAGAUGACAUGCUAGAGUAUACUAAGGGGUUUGUACGGAUAUCUUGGUUUGAGAGCUAUUUGAAUUAUCUGAGAAAACUCAACAUAUCUACUGGAUUAUCUAAAAAGAAUUUUACCAAUAUGCUGAGGAACUCCUUUCUGAAAGCUCCCCAAUUUGCCCAUUUUUCAGAGGAUAUCAUUUUUUCCAAAAAAUACAAUAAUGAAGUUGAAGUGGUGGCCUCUCGAAUGUUCUUGGUAGCUAAGACCAUGGAUACCAAACGAAAAGAGCUCUAUCACCUCCUGGAAACCUUACGAAAGCUCUCUCUCAAAUCUAAAGUGAAGUUCAUUGUUUUCAACCCAUCCUUUGUCUACAUGGAUCGUUAUGCCUCCUAUGUGGGUGGCCCUUUGCAGAACUCCUGUAUUAGUGCUUUAUUCCUGCUCUUCUUCUCUGCAUUCCUAGUGGCAGAUUCUCUCAUCAAUGUAUGGCUCACACUCACCGUUGCCUCAGUCGAAUUUGGAGUUAUAGGUUUUAUGACUCUGUGGAAAGUUGAGCUGGACUGUAUUUCUGUGUUGUGUUUAAUUUAUGGAAUUAAUUAUACAGUUGACAACUGUGCACCUCUCUUGUCAACAUUUGUCCUGGGCAAAGAUUUCACAAGAACUAAAUGGGUAAAGAAUGCCCUGGAAGUGCACGGGGUAGCGAUUUUACAGAGCUACCUCUGCUACAUUGUUGGUCUGAUUCCUCUCGCAACUGUGCCUUCAAAUCUGACCCGUACACUGUUCAGGUGCUUGUUUUUGAUAGCAUUAGUCACCUUCUUUCAUUGCUUUGCCAUUUUACCUGUGAUACUAACUUUUCUGCCACCAUCAAAGAAAAAAAGGAAAGAGAAGAAAACUCCUGAGAAUCGGGAGGAAAUAGAAUGUGUUGAAAUGGUGGAUAUGGAUAGUACCCGUGUGGUUGACCAAAUUACAACAGUCUGA
Molecule: messenger RNA, 2667 nt
Organism: Notechis scutatus (mainland tiger snake)
Lineage: Eukaryota; Metazoa; Chordata; Lepidosauria; Squamata; Elapidae
Gene: PTCHD1
Product: patched domain containing 1
Biological process (GO): chemical synaptic transmission; cognition
Cellular component (GO): plasma membrane; synapse
Source: RefSeq, a predicted model, not a curated record